This is a messenger RNA of Lycium barbarum (goji berry), 513 nucleotides long. RefSeq lists its product as uncharacterized. The record is from RefSeq and is a predicted model, not a curated record. Gene Ontology annotation, molecular function: nucleic acid binding. Bases 1 to 513 code for a protein of 170 amino acids. NCBI's taxonomy places the organism in Eukaryota, Viridiplantae, Streptophyta, Magnoliopsida, Solanales, Solanaceae. The transcript has a single exon.
AUGACGGAUAAUCAUAAAGGUUGGCACGAGCAAUUGUCGUAUACUUUACUGGAAUACCGUACUACUACUAGAACUUCAACGGGACCAACUCCAUACUUGCUGAUCUACAGAACUGAAGCAGUCAUACCCGCUGAAGUUGAGAUACCUUCCCUGAGAAUCAUUCAAGAAGCAGAAUUAGACAAUGCUGAAUGGGUCCGAGAUCGUUAUGAGCAAUUGGUUUUAAUUGAUAAGAAAAGGAUGGUUUUCGUAUGCCAUGGUCAAUUGUACCAACAAAGGAUGGCAAGAGCUUUCAACAAACGAGUCAGAACCAGACUCUUCCAAAUCGGGCAACUGGUGCUCAAAAGGAUUUUUCAACAUCAAGAGGAAUAUAAAGGGAAGUUUUCUCCCAAUUGGCAAGGGUCUUACGUGGUCCGCAAAAUGCUCUCUGGAGGAGCGGUAGUACUGGCAGAAAUGGACGGUCAAGAGUGGCAGAAACCGAUCAACUCAGAUGAAAUCAAGUGCUGCUAUGCGUGA